AUCUGGUAACAACCAGCUAUCUUUCAAAAUGAAAUUUCUCGUAGUGAUCUCUGUUGCUAUGUUGGCUAUGGCUUCGGCUGAUGUGGCUGAGCACCAACCAGUUAUCGUCAAACAAUCCCAAGAUAUUUCGCCUGACGGAUCCUACUCUUAUUCCUACGAAACAGAUAAUGGAAUUUACCACUCUGAAAGUGGAGCUCCAGUGGUGACAGAUGCAAGGAGCGCACCUGUUGUUGUUACCCAAGGAGUGUAUCAAUAUACAUCCCCCGAUGGUACACCAAUUAAGGUGACAUAUGUUGCCGAUCAUAACGGAUUCCAACCACAGGGCGAACAUAUUCCAGCUAUUUCUCCAUUGAUUCAAAAGGCUCUUGAAUACAUCAGAACGCAUCCACCACAAUCCGACCAGCCUAACCUAUAAAUUCACGUUCCGCUUUCUUUACCAACUUCCUCCACGUCGCCAAAUGAGAUUACAUUUUGUACAUAACAAGUGCACGAUAAUAAACAUUUAUUGAAAGUUCUUAUGAUAAAGACGUUACUCCUUAUCGUUCUUUGCUUUAAUUACAUAUGCAUAUAACAAUUACGUGUAUAACGUACAUAUAACUAGUAUACAAUUUUGAAUUAAAGUGGAGAAACACUUGAUAACACUAGUGUGAGUUGUUACACGUUACACACUUCUGCAUAAUUAGGCUCCAAAUGAAAUUAGCCGCCAUUGU
Messenger RNA from Bombus pyrosoma, 710 nucleotides. Its product is annotated as larval cuticle protein LCP-17-like. The coding region runs from base 29 to 415 and encodes 128 amino acids. Lineage: Eukaryota; Metazoa; Arthropoda; Insecta; Hymenoptera; Apidae. The record is from RefSeq and is a predicted model, not a curated record. Gene Ontology annotation, molecular function: structural constituent of chitin-based larval cuticle. The transcript has 2 exons. Gene Ontology annotation, cellular component: chitin-based extracellular matrix.